This is a messenger RNA of Tinamus guttatus (white-throated tinamou), 3480 nucleotides long. The record is from RefSeq and is a predicted model, not a curated record. Lineage: Eukaryota; Metazoa; Chordata; Aves; Tinamiformes; Tinamidae.
GCAAGUUGAAUUUUAUAUGAAUGAAAAUACAUUUAAAGAGAGACUGAAGCUGUUCUUCAUCAAAAACCAAAGAUCAAGUCUAAGAAUACGAUUAUUCAAUUUUUCUCUCAAGCUACUAAGCUGUUUCUUAUACAUAAUUCGUGUGCUUCUGGAUGAUCCUGCGCAAGGACAUGCAUGCAAGGAAUUGAACCGAGGUUGUUCCAGUCAAAACUACACACCUGGAAUGAUUGAUUGGUCUCCUAUUAUUUGGGUGAAUCGAAGUUUGCCUUUAUGGGGAUUACAGGUUUCAGUGGCUUUAAUAAGUCUGUUUGAAACCAUGCUGCUGAGUUAUCUAAGCUACAAGGGAAAUAUCUGGGAACAAAUUCUGAGAAUACCCUUCCUGCUGGAAAUAAUUAAUGCAGUCCCUUUCAUCAUCACGAUUUUCUGGCCUGUUCUAAGAAACCUAUUUAUUCCUGUAUUUUUAAAUUGUUGGCUGGCAAAACAUGCUUUGGAGAACAUGAUUAAUGAUCUUCACAGAGCCAUACAACGCACACAAUCUGCAAUGUUUAAUCAAGUCCUCAUUUUAAUAUCCACCUUAUUAUGUCUUAUCUUCACGUGUAUUUGUGGAAUUCAGCAUCUGGAACGAGCAGGAAACAAGUUGACUCUCUUUGACUCCCUUUAUUUCUGCAUAGUGACAUUUUCCACUGUGGGCUUUGGGGAUGUUACACCCAAGAUAUGGCCUUCAAAGCUGCUUGUUGUCAUUAUGAUCUGUGUUGCUCUUGUGGUGUUGCCCAUACAGUUUGAACAGCUGGCAUAUUUGUGGAUGGAGAGGCAAAAGUCUGGUGGCAAUUACAGCCGACACAGAGCUCAGACGGAAAAACAUGUCGUGCUGUGUGUCAGCUCUCUGAAGAUUGACUUACUUAUGGAUUUCUUAAAUGAAUUCUAUGCUCACCCAAGACUGCAGGACUAUUAUGUCGUUAUUUUGUGUCCUACUGAGAUGGAUGCUCAGGUCCGAAGGGUGUUACAAAUCCCAAUGUGGUCCCAAAGAGUUAUCUAUCUGCAAGGCUCAGCACUAAAAGAUCAAGACCUGUUGAGAGCAAAAAUGGAUGAUGCUGAAGCUUGUUUCAUUCUGAGUAGUCGCUGCGAGGUGGACAGGACAGCAGCUGAUCAUCAAACUAUUUUAAGAGCUUGGGCAGUUAAAGACUUUGCUCCAAAUUGUCCUUUGUAUGUCCAAAUAUUGAAACCUGAGAACAAAUUUCAUAUCAAGUUUGCAGAUCAUGUUGUGUGUGAAGAGGAGUUCAAAUAUGCAAUGCUAGCUCUAAACUGUAUAUGUCCAGCUACUUCCACAUUAAUCACACUGCUGGUUCACACAUCAAGGGGACAAACAGCACCAUGGGAAACUUUUAAACAACUAACUGGAACCAAGCAGACUUUAAACAGGGAGGGGCAGCAAUCAGCAGAACAAUGGCAGAAAAUGUAUGGCAGAUGCUCGGGUAAUGAAGUGUAUCAUAUUAACCUGGAAGAAAGUACAUUCUUUGCUGAGUACGAAGGGAAAAGUUUCACGUAUGCUUCUUUCCAUGCACAUAAAAAGUUUGGAGUCUGUCUGAUUGGUGUUAGAAAGGAAGAUAACAAAAACAUUUUGCUGAAUCCAGGUCCUCGAUACAUCAUGAGUUCUACAGAUACAUGCUUUUACAUAAAUAUCACUAAGGAAGAGAAUUCUGCUUUUAAGAAGCAAGAAAAGAACAGAAAAAAACACGAAUCAAAACUAUCUUAUCAUGGGACUUCUAGGUUGCCCGUACACAGUAUAAUAGCCAGCAUGGGGACGGUGGCUAUCGAUUUGCAAGACACGGGGUGCCGACCUUCCAGCGGCCCCACGCUAGCGCUUCCUUCCGAGGCCGGCAAGGAGGGCAGGCGGCCCAGUAUCGCCCCUGUCCUGGAGGUCGCGGACUCAUCCUCCCUUCAGACAUGUGACCUGCUAAGUGACCAGUCAGAAGAUGAAACUACCCCAUCAGACGACGAAGUCUCUGCAGGCUUGGAGUAUGCCAAAGGAUAUCCUCCUUACUCUCCUUAUAUUGGAAGUUCCCCUACAUUUUGCCAUCUUCUUCAUGAAAAAGUGCCCUUCUGCUGUUUAAGACUAGAUAAGGGGUGCCAGCAUAAUUACUAUGAGGAUGCCAAAGCCUACGGAUUCAAAAAUAAAUUGAUUAUAGUUGCUGCAGAAACUGCUGGAAAUGGUUUAUAUAAUUUUAUUGUUCCACUCAGAGCUUAUUACCGACCAAAGAAAGAACUAAAUCCUAUUGUAUUACUCCUGGAUAACCCGCCAGAUAUGCAUUUUCUGGAUGCAAUCUGUUGGUUUCCAAUGGUUUACUACAUGGUGGGCUCUAUCGACAACCUAGAUGACUUAUUAAGAUGUGGGGUCACCUUUGCAGCUAACAUGGUGGUGGUGGACAAAGAAAGUACAAUGAGCGCUGAGGAAGAAUACAUGGCAGAUGCCAAGACUAUAGUGAAUGUCCAAACACUUUUCAGGUUGUUCUCAAGCCUAAGCAUUAUUACAGAACUAACUCACCCAGCCAAUAUGAGAUUCAUGCAGUUCAGAGCCAAAGACUGCUACUCGCUUGCUCUAUCCAAACUGGAAAAGAAAGAACGGGAAAAAGGGUCUAAUCUGGCAUUUAUGUUUCGCCUGCCCUUUGCCGCUGGCAGGGUUUUCAGCAUCAGUAUGUUGGACACGCUGCUUUAUCAGUCAUUUGUGAAAGAUUAUAUGAUCUCUAUCACACGGCUUCUGCUGGGACUUGAUACUACACCAGGAUCUGGGUUUCUUUGUUCUAUGAAAAUAACAGAGGAAGAUCUGUGGAUUAGAACAUAUGCCAGGCUGUAUCAAAAACUGUGCUCUUCUACGGGAGACAUUCCGAUAGGAGUCUACAGGACGGAAUCCCAAAAGCUUACAACAUCUGAGUCUCAAAUCUCUAUCAGUGUGGAAGAAUGGGAAGACACCAAAGAACAAUUUAAUUAUCGCAGUAACCAUCGUAACUCGACGUCCAGCGACCAGUCCGAUCACCCCUUGUUACGACGGAAAAGCAUGCAGUGGGCCCGCCUGCUCACCAGGAAGGUGCCCAGGCACUCCGGGAAAACAGCAGACAGGAUAAGCCACCAGCGAAUGAACCUCUACAGGAGGUCAGAAAGGCAGGAACUUGCCGAACUUGUGAAAAACAGAAUGAAGCAUCUGGGUCUUUCUCCAGCAGGAUAUGAUGAAAUGAAUGACCAUCAGAAUACCCUCUCUUACAUCCUGAUCAAUCCUUCUCCAGAUACAAGAUUAGAACUGAAUGAUAUAGUAUACUUGAUCCGACCUGAUCCUUUGACUUACGUUCCAAAUACUGCACCCAGCCGAAAAGACAGUUUCUGCAAUACAGUGGGACAAGACACCAGGGAAGAAACACAACUUUGAUGUGCAACUCAUUGAAAAAUUAAGAGACAGUUUUAUACGCAUAUGCUGUUUUCAGUAUCCAU